AAUCUCAUAACAUUUUUAUUUCUUUAUAGACGGUCAUAAGUUUGAUUACAAAAAUGUGCAAAGUUUCAACUUUUCCAAGUUAACUUUUAUUAAUUAAAUAAUUUCGGAAAAUCAUAAUGUUACAAAAAGUUGGAUGUUUGAGACAAAUUUUGAAGAAUCAUGAUCAGAAUCUAUUGAAACGAUUACUCUACAACAAACAAUUUCAUAUCGACUUACAGAAAAAAUCAAUUCAAAAUAUUCGGUUUCUGACAACAUGCGAUAACAACUCUAAUUCUUUAAAGCCUAAUGACCCUAUACAAAAUAAUGUGAUCCAAAACGCAAUAAAAUCAUUCAGAGCUAAUCCUUAUGUGAGAAUUAUGAGAUUAGACCGACCAAUAGGUUCAUGGCUUUUGUUUUGGCCUUGUGGUUGGUCUAUUGCUUUGAGUGCCUCACCAGGAUGUUUGCCAGAUCUGUCAAUGUUAGCUCUAUUUGCUGCUGGUUCUGUAAUAAUGCGUGGUGCAGGAUGUACAAUAAACGACCUCUGGGAUAAAGAUAUUGAUGCAAAGGUUCAACGAACUAGUACAAGACCUCUUGUUACCAAAGAAUUGACAAAACUUGACGCUUGGUUUUUCCUCGGUGCACAACUGGGAACUGGUCUUUUAAUUCUUCUUCAAUUAAACUGGAAUAGCAUUCUUCUUGGUGUCAGUUCCUUAUGCUUAGUUAUAGUUUACCCAUUAAUGAAAAGGAUUACAAAUUGGCCACAACUCGUACUAGGAUUAACAUUCAAUUGGGGUGCACUUUUAGGAUAUUCUGCUGUACACGGUGAAGUGCUGUGGUCCGCAUGCUUGCCAUUAUAUGCCGCUGGUGUUUGUUGGACAAUUGUCUACGACACUAUUUAUGCUCAUCAAGAUCGUGUUGAUGAUUUAAUUAUUGGUGUAAAGUCAACCGCUCUCAGAUUUGGAAGAGAUACUAAAAAGUGGCUCACUGGAUUCUCCGGUGUUAUGAUCACAAGUUUAUUAACAACUGGAUAUGUUUGUGAUUUAUCUUGGCCAUAUUAUACUUCAAUUUUAAUAACUUCCGCACAUAUUGCACACCAAAUAUAUACGUUAAACAUUGACAAUCCAUCUGAUUGCGCAAAGAAAUUCAUCUCAAACAAUCAUGUUGGACUUAUUCUAUUUGGUGGAAUUCUCUUAGGAGUACUUAUGCAAAAUCCUGAAUCAAAGAAAAAUAAGGAUCCAUCAUUAAUUUUCCAAAGCUUGACAAAUUCUCAACACAAAAUGUUUUGGCACAAGAAAAACAAAAUUUUGUCAAAGGCACAACUAAAGCAUUUAAGCGAUCACAAAUACAAUUGUACAUCAGACUCUUAUCUGGACAAAAUUCUUCAAGUUUGGUGGUGCUGGUUAGUGUCAAAAACUCCUUUAUACAUCGCGCCCAACCUGUUGACGAUCGUUGGACUUUUUGUGAAUAUUUUAACAUCUGUAAUUCUUAUCUGGUAUGCUCCAGAUGCAAAAGUUGAAGCACCUCGAUGGUGCUAUUUGUCAUGUGCAAUUGGCUUAUUUAUUUACCAAUCAUUGGACGCAAUUGAUGGAAAACAAGCAAGAAGAACGAACACCUCAAGUCCGCUAGGUGAACUUUUUGAUCAUGGAUGUGAUAGCAUUUCAACGGUAUUUGUUAGUAUUUCUGCUUGUUGCGCCAGUGGCCUUGGAAAUCAUCCAUCAGCGAUGUUUCUUAACUGUACCAUCGCUGUUAUACUAUUCUACGUAGCACAUUGGCAAACUUACAUAACUGGAACUCUUAAAUUUGGAAAAUUUGAUGUAACAGAAGCUCAGUUUUGUAUCAUAUUUAUUCACACGAUGUCAUUCUUCUUUGGAAUUGAAGUUUGGCGUACAAAGAUUCUUGGUACUGAACUUUGGUUUGGUAUGGCAAUUUUCUAUAUUUCUACGUCAUUCUUAGUCCUGGCCAAUUUUUGUCGAAUAUUUAGCACAGGAGGAAUCGGUAAAAAUGGUUCGACUGUUGCUGGCACCAGCAUAAUCUCACCAAUCUUACCUUUUCUUCUCGUCAUCAUCCCAGCGUUUAUCAUUAGUGAAAAGUCACGAAGUGGAUUGUAUGCUAAUCAUCCUGUCCUAUAUAUGUUGACAUUCGGUCUGCUUGCAGCUAAAGUUUCUUGUAGACUGGUUGUUGCACAUAUGUCGAAAAGCGAAAUGAAUUACUUCGACUCAGAGGAUUUAGUGGUCAUGGCGAAUGAUUAUUCUGAUUUAGAUCGAGCUAUUUUACAGACAACAAUGGGCAAAGGUACUAUAGAGGAGAAAGAAUUUCAUUGUAUUUACAAUAAAAUGAGAAAGAUUUUUUUACCACAAGAGACAAUAAUACCAGAUAACAGCUUUGUUCAGAGUAUUGAGGCCAUAAAUGAGAAAAUCAGUACAUUCGAUCAAAAAAUUAUCUUAUAUGAAUAUGGAUUGACAGAUGAAAAAUUCUACGUUUUUGCAUCAACAGCAAAAACUUCAAUGUCAAAAAUGCAAGACAGCUAUAAUGAGACUGAGCUCGAUUUCUUCAAACUCAUUCUUGCAAAAAUUAUUGAAAAUGAAGAUCUCCUCAUUUCACCGCGUGCUGCAUUAAACCUCACUUCACACAUUACCGGAACCAAAAUCACUAAGAUGAGAGCUCAAAAGCUGUUGGACAACUGGACUCAGUCUCAUUAUUUCUUCAAUCAAAACAACAACAUUUAUCUUGGAGCAAAACUUCUCACUGAGUUCAAAGAACUUCUUCAAAGCAUGGAUUUGAGCUAUCUUAAAAGCUGUUUAUUAUGUGAAUGUAUUGCUCUUUGGGGUAAACAUUGCGCAUUAUGUGGUACAACUUACCAUUCAUCAUGUAUACAAACGUAUCUAUCAAAAUCAGGCAAAUGUCCAAGUUGCAAGGAGAAGUGGAUAGUUAACGGACCUGUUUAAACUUUGAAGCAAACAUUUCAUUCCAUUUAUUUUUUAAAUUUAAAAACAUUCAAUGCAAAGAUAUUCAAUGAUUCGAAAUAUCCAAGACUGCUACUAGAUAGAUCAGAUUAUAUUUUUUUCUUUUUCCUCUCUCUCUUCUCUUCUUCAAACAAACAAUCACAGUAUAAUCUCAAUUGAUAGAUCAAAAGUCACUUUCACUAGUUCAGCCCAUGCUGUGAUUAUUUAUUGUAUUUUUCAUUCACAUAUAUUUAGAAGCGACGGGCUGUUUUCAAUCUAAGUUAUCAAAUAACACAUCAUGCUUCAUAAUUCAAUUAUAUUAUCACGAGGUUAAGUUUGUCAGCAGGCCAUAGAUCAAUUAGUGAAAUUUUCUACUAUACCUUUCAUUUAUUUAUUUUAUUAUCAAAAGGCUUAACGUUUUGUGCUUUCUUAAGAGCCUCAAGACGACAAUAGGUGAAACCAACAAGUCAUUAACUUUUGUUUGUAUUGGCUUUUUGUUUCGCAAGAGUUGUGACUUUUUUCUUUCUUUCUACUCGGUAGCUUACACGUUGUGAUAAUAUUAAAAGCUUGAGUAGGUAUCUAGUCACUUCUUCGAUGAGUUUUUAGUGGUUUCCAAUUUAGCUUGACUUGAAAAGAUUUCGUUUCACUUUAUUCAGCAAUUGUGGUUGUUGGGAGGCAUAAUGCAAGGGAAGACAUCGACAAUUUGUUGAAACCAGAAUGUAAAAAAAAUAAUUUAAGCUUUAAACAAAAGGAAGAAAAUUUCUAUGGUUUGUUUAAUCACCAUAAAACACUCAUGAAGCACUUUGUCCCACUUUCAAAAAUAAAGCUGAUGAAGAGAAGAAAAUAAGCAUUUGAAAAGAGAAAAAGAAAAAUUCACUUUUCGAUAUACGGAAACUGUUAAAAAGGUAGAGAAAUAAGAAAUAUCUAAUAAAAUGUGCAUUGAAAGGAAAGCGAAAAGUUGAGAAUUCAAGAUUUUUA
Molecule: messenger RNA, 3899 nt
Organism: Clunio marinus
Lineage: Eukaryota; Metazoa; Arthropoda; Insecta; Diptera; Chironomidae
Source: the annotation of a GenBank genome assembly